CAGAAAUGCUGAUUAAGCAUGUGACUGUUUUGGAUCAAGCUAUUACAAGUGUAUUUCUCUUGUGUUUUUGAGCAAGUCGGAGGAGAGGUUUAUUCACUACUGUAUUGAGUUGCAAUAAUUAGUGUCUGUUGGAUUUUUAAGACACUCAAAGUCAUAACCGAGCUGUUGAUUAUUAGAUUUCUGCAAUGAUGUCUUCCCCUGCUAAGUCAGGGGCUGUUUCGGGGAGAAGACUUUCACGAACCAAAAGCAAGAAAAAACACUUCGUGCAUCAAAAAGUGGAGGUGUUCUGGGCCAGCGACCCCAUCCUGACGGUGUUCAUGUGGGGCAUCAAUCACACGAUAAACGACCUCUUCCAAGUGCCGAUGCCAGUAAUGCUGCUUCCAGACGACUUCAAAGCCAACAUAAAGAUGAAGGUCAACAAUCAUUUGUUCAACAAGGAAAACCUCCCUGGACAUUUCAAGUUUAAGGAGUACUGUCCUCUGGUGUUCAGGAAUCUGAGAGAGCGAUUUGGAGUUGAACAUCAGGAUUAUCAGGUUUCUCUAACACGAAGUCCUCCAGUAAAGGAUGACAAGGGUGAGGAAGCAGUGUUGUUGUUGUUGAAAUCAUAUGACCGAACACUAAUUGUCAAGCAGAUCUCAAGUGAAGAGGUGGAGGACAUGCACAACAUCCUUUCAGAAUAUCAUCAGCACAUUGUAACAUGUCAUGGCAGCACAUUACUUCCUCAACUCCUCGGCAUGUACCGCGUCACUGUGGACAAUGAAGACACAUACCUUUUAGUCAUGAGGAAUAUGUUCAGCCACCGACUAACAAUCCACAGAAAAUAUGACCUCAAGGGGUCAUUGGUUUCUCGAGAAGCAAGUGACAAAGAAAAGGUGAAAGAACUGCCUACAUUCAAGGAUGUGGAUUUCAGAAAUAACAUGCAGCGAGUGUACAUCAGUGACGAGGAGAAGGAGAAGCUUCUGGAUAAACUCAACAGGGAUGUUGAGUUUCUUGUGCGUCUGAAGAUCAUGGACUACAGUCUUCUGCUGGGUAUUCAUGACGUCGGGAGGGCAGAACAGGAGGAAGAAGAGGAGAUGAAGGACUCUUUAAGCGAAGAGGAAGAAGAUUCAGAGAAUGAUCUCCACCUUCCAGCGGUGUGCUCUCUCAGGACGUCCCCUGAGGGCAUUGCAGGAUACAUGAGCUCCUACAAACCUCUUGGUCCAGGAGAGUUUGACCCGUAUGUUGAUGUGUAUGCCAUCCAGAGCGUAGAUGGUGCUCCAUGUAGAGAGGUUUACUUCAUGGGUCUUAUCGAUAUUCUGACCCAGUAUGACACCAAGAAGAGAGCAGCUCAUGCCGCAAAAACAGUCAAGCAUGGAGCCGGGGCUGAGAUCUCUACGGUUCAUCCCGAACAAUACGCCAAACGGUUUCGAGAAUUCAUCGCAAACAUCUUCGCUAAUUAAAAGUAUUUUAGAUGUAUUCUUCCAGAUCUAGUAGACACAACAUUGCUUGGGAGCUUGUAAAAUGUUCUCAAUUCAUUAUUUUAAAAGCAUUUUUCAAUGAUUAUGACUUUAAGUAAUUACACAAUUGUCAUUAAAUUGCUUUUGCUAGUCACAAUUAAAGUGAGAAUGUCUCCUUCAGAUUAAAAAUAUAUAUAUUUUAUGUCACCUUGUGAAGUU
Danio aesculapii is the source of this 1655-nucleotide messenger RNA. RefSeq names its product phosphatidylinositol 5-phosphate 4-kinase type-2 gamma-like. Lineage: Eukaryota; Metazoa; Chordata; Actinopteri; Cypriniformes; Danionidae. The coding region runs from base 186 to 1439 and encodes 417 amino acids. The transcript is spliced from 10 exons. Gene Ontology annotation, biological process: phosphatidylinositol metabolic process. Gene Ontology annotation, molecular function: phosphatidylinositol kinase activity. The record is from RefSeq and is a predicted model, not a curated record.